This is a messenger RNA of Cornus florida, 1869 nucleotides long. RefSeq names its product putative Peroxidase 48. Lineage: Eukaryota; Viridiplantae; Streptophyta; Magnoliopsida; Cornales; Cornaceae. The record is from RefSeq and is a predicted model, not a curated record. Gene Ontology annotation, biological process: hydrogen peroxide catabolic process; response to oxidative stress. The transcript is spliced from 8 exons. Bases 1 to 1869 code for a protein of 622 amino acids. Gene Ontology annotation, molecular function: heme binding; peroxidase activity.
AUGGUGACUGCUUUGAGCAAAUGGGUCUUUCUGUCACUUAUGUUCUCCGUUUUCGUCUCUCUGAUAAACCGCAAAGGUGAAGCAGAGGGUUUAAAUCUUUCUCCAUCUUCUUCACCAACACGUUCUUCAAUUGAUGAAGGAGGUGCCCUCAGCUACGAUUUUUACAGAGAAACGUGCCCUGAUGUUGUUGAAAUCAUCAGGUCGACCAUGACUCGGAUGGUCUCCAAGCACAGGAAAGCCCCAGCGCAACUACUGCGUCUCUUGUUCCACGAUUGCUUCAUUGAGGGUUGUGAUGCUUCAGUUCUAUUAGAUGAUAGCAAUGGGAAUAAGAAUCAUUCGAUAGAAAAGAAAGCAAUUCCAAACAUGACACUUAAAGGCUUUAAUUAUGUAAAUACCAUCAAAAACGACUUGGAAAAAGUUUGUCCAGGCAUCGUUUCUUGUGCUGACACUCUAGUUCUGGCUACUAGAGAUGGUGUUGUUAUGGCAGGGGGUCUAUACUAUCCGGUGUUGAUGGGUAGGAGAGACAGUGAGCGGUCCUACUUUGCAACGGCCAUGGCCGAAAUUCCAAGGCCUGAUGGGAAUAUCGCAGAAACGCUUCGGUUGUUUGCCCUGAGAGGAUUUAGUGAAAGGGAAACUGUUGCACUUCUAGGUUCCCACAACAUCGGCAAAAUUGGCUGUCAAUUCAUUCAACCUAGAUUGAAUGACUUCUUGGGGACUGGACAAGCAGAUCCUUCCAUUGCCUCUGAUUACAUUAGUGUUAGGAGAUCUAAAUGUGAACACAGUAACAGCAGUGCCAGGAAUGGUGCUCCUUCGCCCAAUAAAUCAAGGGCUAUGAGUGAGUUGACCGGGGGAGCUUUGAGUUUCUAUCAAGAGCUGUUAUCUUCUAUCCGUUCUGUAUCAGGGUUCGGUUCUCAUUAUUACCAGAGUUUGCUUAGAGGGAGAGGACUCCUCUUUGCAGACCAGCAACUUAUGGCAAACGAGAAGACAGCUGAAGUUGUUAGAGACUAUGCUUCUGAUGCAACCAUAUUUAGGAUGGAUUUUGCCAGGGCCAUGGUGAAGUUGUCGAACCUCGGAUUGCUUACUGAAUCCCAAGGACAGGUCCGACUCCACUGCUCUUUGCCUAUGAUAUAUAAUGUCUACAUUAUAUUGAAUACACUGAUGGAAUCUGUAGACUAUAGCUAUGAAUUAUCCCUUACUGUGUUCUUGCUCACUUUCAUCAUGAUAAUCGACCUGGAUAUCCUUCGCAUGAAACUUAACCUCCCCAGUGGCGUUCAAAUUAGGGUAAAUCCAAACUUCUUUAGAAUCAUAUCUGUUCUGCUGUUGCUGACCCAUGACAGAGUCCUCGGCAAUACAAUGAGUCAGCUCAAGAUCCCAUCCUUUGGUAGGAAGAAGGACCCUCCAAGGACCACUGACGCUUCUACUGCAACCUCUUCUCCUGCCUCGGCAUUUUCUUCUGCCACUAUCUCUGGCACUUCCCCUCCUAUCAAUCCGACUGUGUUAACUGCCAGCCCGGUCAUCAACGUUCUGCCUACCAAUCCGAGCACAACUUCUUUAGUCAGCAACCCUCAGAAUGCUACCACUGUUGCUGCUCGUGAAAAGGAGAAAAGGAAGAGGCCUCUGCCUGAGGGUACAUCUGGUCUAGAUGGUAUCCCUCCAAGCAGAAGGGUUCGCACCUCUGGGCCUAAUGCGCCCGUGUCUCCACCAAUCAGGCCCCCUCCACCUUCUGGGUCUGUCAUAGCCAAUGUUUCUGCCUCUAUAAUGGCGCCAUGGAGUCCUCGGUUCGUCCGAGCGGAUAGGACAAGCGUGAAGCGGAGCGAGACAAUGUUCAAGGAUGGUCCUACCGCCAUGGCAUAUUACAGGAAUAUGUGA